AGUGCUACACAACACGGCUGCUCUUCAGUGCUGUGUCGUGAAGUCCUUUUGCUCCCUCAAUCGUCAUCAUCUAAAGGCACAAAUCAGACAGCAUAGUUCAAUCAUAUCGAUGACGAAAUUGACCAUUGCGUUUUCCUCUGGACGCAUUUGAUCAAUGCGGUUGUUGUGCAUAACACUGUUGGCAUCCUUAACUUCUACCUUGUUCUACGCAAAGUGAGAGAGCUUAUGAGUCAAUUAAGAGAUUGCUCUUGGACAUGCUCUUAUCAUAUACUGAACGAGUCCGGAAUGAUUCCUCACUGCAAGUGUUCCAGAGAUGAGAUGUGUUGGUUUGUGAUGUUUGACUCCAACGAGAUCUACUUGCAACUACAAAGACAACUAAAUUUUUAGCAGAAUCCAUCGUUCAACAAGAGAAGCCAAAAAUUAGAGCAGGUUGGAUGUGGGGCCAAUCUCAAGUGGAACAAAGUUGGGGAUCAUGAACUCAAUGAUUGAUGGCUCUCUACAACGGGUGGACGACGAUUGGCUACGCCCUCGCGAUUUCCUCUUCUAUCUACUGCGUGAUUCAACCGUCAACGACGCGCACAAUCACGGAGAAGUUGGCAAUAUUGCCAAUGUCACGCAGAGCUUCUUAGGAUUCUUGCAAAGUGAUGUGUUGCUGUUGACUGGGCUAGCGUCGUCGCAACAUGGCAGUGAUACCAGUGUGUUCGGUGGCCUGGACAACGUCACCGCUGCAUGGGACGGCGAUUACGAUCGGCCGUAUUAUGCCCAGUCGUCAAAUGUCGUCGAUUCCAGGACGAUGAAUGUUAGCAGUAGCUACAGUGAGAAUGACUAUGACUCCGUCGGCACCACGGAUAGUAACAAUGACGUGUCGGAGAACCAUUCUUCGCCUUAUCUCUUGCCAUGGCCACAGAGGACUUCCUGGAUCGCCAUCUUUACCUUGAUGCUAUUCGUUGCUAUUGUUGGAAAUACUUUAGUUGCCUGGAUCGUACUCGCCCAUCGCAGAAUGAAGACAGUCACCAAUUAUUUCCUGGUCAAUCUAAGUCUGGCCGACUUGACAAUGUCUCUAUUCAAUUGCAUCUUCAAUUUCACCUUUAUGCUCAACAGUCAUUGGCCAUUCGGAGGUUUCUAUUGCUCGGUUAACAAUUUCAUCGCCAACGUCACCGUAGCGGCUAGUGUCUUCACUCUGGUGGCCAUCUCUUUCGACAGGUAUAUUGCCAUUGUUCAUCCAUUGCGACCGAGGAUGAGUAAAUGCAUCGCCCGUAUCGCCAUUACUCUCAUCUGGUUGGCCAGCUGCAUCCUGGCCGUCCCUUGCCUUCUCUACUCACAAACCAUCUCGCACAAGUAUUCCAACGGCGAAGUUCGAAUUGUUUGUAUCGUUGUCUGGCCAGACGGACUGCCAUCCGUUUCUCAACAGGAUUUCAUCUAUAAUAUAAUAUUCAUGGUGCUCACCUACCUGAUACCGGUGAGCGUGAUGGGCGUGUGCUAUUCGAGGAUGAGCUACAUCUUGUGGCGGAGUCAAACUAUUGGAGAAUUAAACCAACGUCAAGCAGAAUCCAUUCAGUCCAAACGCAAAGUGGUGCGUAUGUUCAUGGUGAUUGUUGUUCUCUUCGCCGUCUGCUGGCUUCCUUAUCACGGCUAUUUCGUAUACCAGUUCAUCGACGACCAAGUCAUCUCCUACAAAUACGUCCAGCACAUUUUCCUCGCAUUCUAUUGGCUGGCCAUGAGCAACGCUAUGAUCAACCCGCUCGUCUAUUACUACAUGAACGCCAGGUUUCGUCAGUACUUCAAGACGGUCCUCUGCCAUUUUCUGUGUUGCGGACGGCGACUCUCUACUAUGACGGAGCUGGCGGGCGCUGCAGCUCAUCUCGGACAGCCUGGCCGUCGUUCCAGUCCCGAUCGAUCGCUACCACCAGGUCCGAUUAUGAUUCAUCAUGGUCUGCGGUCACGUCAGAGCCACAACGGACAAAUGGGCCAGCCCAAUGGAUUGAGCGGCGUCCGUCAUCAGCCGGACCAUUCGUCGUCAUCGCAGAGCAAUUCGCGUCACUCGAUCCAGCACGAGGGCCAUCAACGAUGUCUCGUUUUUGGAAAGUUGGCCGAGCCGCAUCACAAUCAGAUGCAUCCAAACCACUUCCAUCAUCAGCGCUAUCAGCAUCAGUCCUACUAUUCGCCAGACCCGAGCGACAAUAGCGCUGGCGCCAUCCGCUGGAUUACGGCACGCAAAAACUUUAACUCCGCCUGGCUGCCGCUGACGACGCUGUCAGCACCGCCGUCGCUCGAGAUUUACAACUCGUUGACUCAUUGCCAAAAUUAUCGGCACGCCAACCGCAACGGAUACAACAAGGAAAACUCGCUCUGGGCCGACACCAAAAUCUAAUCAACCCAUACAUCAUCCACGACAAAUAGAGUUUAGAACAUUUUGCUGCGAGAAGCUCUCGGGAUCGCUUGUUUGAAUUGCGUUCGGCCUACAUUUGCGAACAAUCGUUCGACGAAACGGCCUAAUUUUGCGGAGCAUCAUAUUUCGCCGAAGGCACAGAAAUUCCGUGAGAAUAGGAGAGUGUACAACUUCCACGAUUAUUGGCUCGCGUGAUUUGCUCAGUCCUAUAUAAUUCCCUUUUAUCCUAUUGUGUGUACAGCAACCGUGAUCUUCCCUGAUUUGCCCGUUGAACAAGAAAAUCGUUAAGAGCUGAUCAAUUAUUUUUGGAUUCGAUAGUUCUAAUACGUUAUUGCAGAGAACGAAUAUUUCCUAUAGAAUUAGACUAUACAAAGGCGAACCAAAGUUCUCGAAUAAAAUGGUUAGUUAAUCGCAGUACAAUGUUGGCGUAACACAAAAAUAAUUUUACGUCUAUUGUCAUGAUCGCUGUGUUGAAUGCUGUGAUUUUUACUGGAAAUAUAUACACACCUUGUCGUGGAGCACUAUCCGCUAAACAUUAACGGUGUUAUCUAACAAAUAAACACAAGCUGAACAAUAAAUUUAUUUUUCUAACAAAAA
Molecule: messenger RNA, 2986 nt
Organism: Daphnia magna
Lineage: Eukaryota; Metazoa; Arthropoda; Branchiopoda; Diplostraca; Daphniidae
Product: tachykinin-like peptides receptor 86C
Exons: 11
Coding region: 473-2371 (632 amino acids)
Biological process (GO): G protein-coupled receptor signaling pathway
Cellular component (GO): plasma membrane
Molecular function (GO): neuropeptide Y receptor activity; tachykinin receptor activity
Source: RefSeq, a predicted model, not a curated record